Molecule: messenger RNA, 1364 nt
Organism: Rhizopus microsporus ATCC 52813
Lineage: Eukaryota; Fungi; Mucoromycota; Mucoromycetes; Mucorales; Rhizopodaceae
Exons: 1
Coding region: 181-1152 (323 amino acids)
Source: RefSeq, a predicted model, not a curated record
AUCAAAAGAACAUAUGGCUAACUUUAUUCUUUAGUCCUUUGAGUUUAUUCAGUAUAACCAAAACGAGCAAAAAUAUACUAUUGUUGACGAAAAUGCUAAGGUAAAAAAAGACAGAUAUAUAAACAUAAAAGAGAGAGGACUCAUAGCUGUUAUAUAUAGCGUCAACAACAAAACAGAUUUAUGAAGGCAUUGGCUACUCAACGUCUAAUGGAACAAGUAUCUUCUUUAGAAAAGAAUGUAAAUCGUAUAGCCAACAACAACAAUAACAGACAAGAUACGCCCAAGGACGUGUAUACCUGCGUUGUAGACAUUACCGCCUUCUUGGACGCAUUGCCAAAAGUUAAAAAAUGGGCCAAUCAGUCUGUUGGGCAGAGUGUGCUGGAGGUCAUCGUGCCUCUUGAAGUCAUUGAUUUAUUAGAUGGCUACAAAAAGGGUAACUCACACAUGAACGUACAAGCAAGAGAAUCUAUCCGUUUCUUGGAUCAAAAAUUACUCGAGACAAAAAUAAAAGAAUUAACGACGGCAUCCUAUCUUCGCACGCAAAAGGUGAGUGAGAAGUUAUCAGAGUGGAACCAAGCUGGAGAGUAUUGGAUUGGAGAAGGGAUGACAUCAAAAAGACUCGACGAACUACUUCCCUCUGAACAAGAAGAAAGCAGUGAUGAUGAUGAUGAUGAAGAAGAAGAAGACGAUGAUGAUACAGCGUCCAUUGCAAGCAGUUCUAGUAGCAUAUUGAUUACUACAAGAAGAAGAGCCAGAGAUGAAGAGUCUGAUGUAGAUUAUUCCGAUGAAGAGGAUGCUUAUAGUGAAGUAUAUGAAUAUGAAGAACUAAAUAAUGAAGAAGCUCUUGGUUCUGCUGGCCACGAUGACGAUGAGCACAGGGAAGCUAGUACAUUUGAUGAUGUACCAAUCAAGUACAGACCUCUCCUAAGCUGCUUAUUAUUCUAUCAUAAGAAACAGCAAGAAGUAAACCCGGAAGAGCCUGAGCGACUUGUUUUCGUGACAAAUGAUGAAGAGUUAGCUUAUUGGGUCGAACUAUUUGGUGAUCCCAAGACGGGUAAAAGACUGUUUGUGAAGACAGUUGACGAAUGGGACCACAUGGUUGCUAAACUCGAUUUCGAAAAGUCUUUUGAAUACAAUUGGAAACAUCGAUAAAUAAAAGAAGCAUAUGUGUUAAGAUUAUCUUUGCUUUUUUAUUUCAAAAAGACUUGUUUAUUGCUUCUUGGCAGCAGCCUUAACAGCGGGAGCAACAGCGAAACGACGCUAUAAACACAAUUAGCUAUACGCUCUCUCCUUGUUGCAGAAAAGUCAUCUUACCUUGUUUUGCAACUUUCUCAACUUGAAACGGUCAAAGUCAGACAAAGAAG